This is a messenger RNA of Xylaria bambusicola, 1920 nucleotides long. RefSeq names its product cytochrome P450. The record is from RefSeq and is a predicted model, not a curated record. The coding region runs from base 126 to 1664 and encodes 512 amino acids. NCBI's taxonomy places the organism in Eukaryota, Fungi, Ascomycota, Sordariomycetes, Xylariales, Xylariaceae. Gene Ontology annotation, molecular function: heme binding; iron ion binding; oxidoreductase activity, acting on paired donors, with incorporation or reduction of molecular oxygen. The transcript has 5 exons.
AUGACCGAAAAUCGCGAGGCCGCCAGACCAGGAUUGGUUCGGCCGUUCCACACUCGUGCGCGAAAAUGCCGACUGGGUUAAAAUCUAUCUGAUUAGGGAUCUUGUAUAUCUGCUUAGCUAUUGUCAUGCUCGCUUCUAGUAUCCUUUUCGGCGGAGUCAGCGCCCUAGCGCUCAUCUACAUCAUCCAGAGGGUUAUACACUCCAUCCUAUCGCCGCUACGGUCUGUCCCGGGACCGUUCCUCGCGCGAUGGACCGACGCCUGGUAUCUGUGGCAAGUGAGGAAAGGAGAUUGGGAGGUCCGGAAUAUAGAAUUACAUCGUGAAUACGGUCCCAUCAUCCGGUAUGGUCCUAACCGCUACAGCAUCGCGGACCCAGAUGCCCUGGGUACUAUCUACGGCCACGGCACGCGCUUCACCAAGUCCUCAUGGUAUGACGCCUGGAUGACGCCCGGCGGCUGGAAUCUCUUCGCGGAUCGCUCCAUUCAGCGCCAUGCCAGCGCGCGCAGACAGCUUCAGAGCACAUACUCGAUGACUUCACUGGUGUCCUACGAGCCCUACGUCGACCAGUGUGCCGAGAUCUUCUCGGAACGUCUCGUGGAGAUGAACAAGGCGGGCUCCGUCGUCGACAUGGGACAUUGGAUGCAGUGCUAUGCCUUCGACGUCAUCGGCCAGAUCACCUACGGCGAGCGCAUCGGGUUCUUGGACCGUGGCGCCGACAUAGGCGGCAUCAUGCGCACGAUCGAGAACGCGCUAGCCUACGGGACGCUCGUGGGAAUUUAUUCGCGCUUCCAUCGCUUCGCGUUCGCGGUGGUGAGUUUCCUCGCGGGCAAGAAGGGCGCUGGCAGAGCGUUUGUCGAGGAGCUUUCGAAGGCGCGGAUCGCCGAGGAGCAGGAGAAGCGCAAGGCCGCGGGGUUGGAGGGCAAGGAAGUAGGUGUCGGCGCGGAGCCGUUCGUCUCGAAGUUCUUGGCGAAGUACGAGCGCGACCCUGAGACGUUCUCCAUGGCGCAUGUCAUGGCGGGCUGCACGGCGAAUAUGGCGGCUGGCUCGGAUACGACUGGUGUCACGCUCUCGGCUAUUCUAUACUUUUUACUCAAACAUCCGGAGUGUCUGCGAAAACUACGCGAGGAGAUCGAAGAGUAUCGGGCGAAAGGAAUUCUGUCUGAUACUUUCGCCUUUAAGGAGACGCAGCAGAUGCCGUAUCUCCAGGCCGUCUUUAAGGAGGGCUUGCGGAUGCACCCGGCAACAGGUCUACCCAUGGAGCGAGUUGUGCCGGACGACGGCGCGACUAUUUGUAAUCGCUUCUUUCCCGCGGGCACAAUUGUCGGAAUCAAUUCCUGGGUAGCGCAUAGGAACACUGAAAUCUUCGGCGCAGAUGCCGACGAGUUCCGCCCGGAGAGAUGGCUGACGAGCGACGGAGACAAGCUUGCGGCGAUGAAUCGUCAAUGGAUACCUUUCGGCAUGGGAUCUAGAACUUGCAUGGGUCGGCAUAUCUCAACACUCGAGAUAAACAAACUGAUCCCGCGCGUGGUCCGUGGUUUCGAUUUCGAGCUAUCUGCUAAGGAUUCUAGGGAUAAAUGGUCUACUCUGAACUGUUGGUUCGUGAAGCCUCAAAUGUUCGAGGUAAAGGUUAAAGCUAGAAAGCCCACUGCUGUAAGUCAAGGGUAGGUUAAGGGCUGAUGGUCGGAAGCAAGUGACUCACGGCUACAUUGUUCUUCCAACUGGAUGAGGCUAUUUCUGAGAUCUACUAACACGGUAUGAUCAAUCGACUCAUAUAAUGCCUACUGUACAAUACUGCUGCUAGGAUGUCUCGUUCACAGCGUUGUAAAGCUCAUGCAAUAUCAUUUCAAUUAAUGAAUCUACUACUCAUUUUCUGGCAUCAUCUUAUAACCUCGAGGAGGUCUUAUUGCAUUUCCUAUUCAAC